AUGGCGAUCCACGAUAGUGGAGACAUUAAAACGGGCAAUACAACACUAUUUUACAGUGGGACUAACAAUGGAAGGCAUGAGAAUGGAGUAGGUUUCAUGAUUAAUGAGAAAAUUCUUCAUAACACAAAGAGCUUCACACCUGUAAAUGACCGUAUUUGCUACAUUAAAAUAUCUGGACGACUUUUUGAUCUAAUUCUAAUCAACUGCUAUGCUCCUACAGAGGACGAAGCCGAUGAUAUAAAGGAAAAGUUUUAUGACGAACUUGAGACAGUGGUGAAUAGCCUACCUACUCAUUGUUUGAAAAUGAUAGUUGGUGAUUUUAAUGCUAAAAUAGGUAGAGAAAACAUAUACAGACCCACAAUAGGACCAGAUAGCCUGCAUGAAGUAAGUAAUGACAACGGUACAAGACUAAUUCACUUUGCUACAUCACAAGAACUAACAAUUAGUAGCACUUAUUUUCCAAGAAAAGAUAUUCACAAAUACACUUGGGUCUCUCCAAAUGGUCGAGUUCACAAUCAGAUAGAUCAUAUAAUGAUAAACAAAAGACAAGCCAGUUCUAUCAGAAAGGUGAGAACUUUUAGGGGAGUGGAUGCUGACUCAGAACAUUACCUAUUAUUUGCACAAUUUAAUCUUAGGCUCUCAACAAAAUGGAAUAUGGUGAAAAAAUCAACUAGAGUAAAGUAUAAUAUACAAAUAUUAGAAGAUUCUGAAGUUCAAAAGAGAUUUGUUAAAAUGAUACAAGAAAAUAUUCAAAUAAAACAACCAGAAAAAGAAACGCAAACAAUUGACUCUCUUUGGUGUAAUCUAAAAGAAGCAGUAACCAACAGUGCUAGAGAGCAUUUAGGUAUUGAAAAAAGCAGAAGAAUUGGUUAG
Molecule: messenger RNA, 873 nt
Organism: Acyrthosiphon pisum (pea aphid)
Lineage: Eukaryota; Metazoa; Arthropoda; Insecta; Hemiptera; Aphididae
Product: craniofacial development protein 2-like
Exons: 1
Coding region: 1-873 (290 amino acids)
Source: RefSeq, a predicted model, not a curated record